This is a messenger RNA of Drosophila sulfurigaster albostrigata, 2725 nucleotides long. RefSeq names its product coiled-coil and C2 domain-containing protein 1-like (gene l(2)gd1). NCBI's taxonomy places the organism in Eukaryota, Metazoa, Arthropoda, Insecta, Diptera, Drosophilidae. The record is from RefSeq and is a predicted model, not a curated record. Gene Ontology annotation, biological process: regulation of transcription by RNA polymerase II. Gene Ontology annotation, molecular function: DNA-binding transcription repressor activity, RNA polymerase II-specific; RNA polymerase II cis-regulatory region sequence-specific DNA binding. The transcript is spliced from 6 exons. The coding region runs from base 150 to 2672 and encodes 840 amino acids. Gene Ontology annotation, cellular component: nucleus.
UUUCGAUAACAACCAAUUUUGUUAUUGUCUGCGCUUUGUGCUCUUCGCUUACAACGCAAUUUAGGUUUUUAAUCUGGCGUGAACAAAAAGAUUUAUAGUGCCUACACAUUAGUCAUAGACAUAAGGAUAUUGCAAUAAAUUAGUUCAGAAUGUUCUCUCGCAAGAAACCCGAGCCACCAAAGCGUCGUCAACACGAUUUGUCCCAGUUUGGUUUAACGGAAAUACCAGAUGACUUUGAUCCCAGCGCUGGCUACGGUGACGACGACGAUGCGGGUGACAGUGAUUUGGAAGCCGAACUAGCAGCAAUUGCGGGUGGUGGCGGACCAAAACCCAAAGCAAAGCCAAAGGCAAAACUAAUGCCGAACAGUGAUUUGGACAAAAUGAUUGCAGACAGCAUGCGUGAUGUCAGCGACGAUGAUGACGACGAUGCCCUUGAGAACGAUACUGAUUUGCUGGGCGAAUUGCAGGGCAUCACGGGAGGCGAACUGGAAGAGCAGGAGGAGGAACAAGCAGCUCCUAUUGCCCCUGCUGCAGACCCAGAGCCAGUGCAAACCUUUCUGCCCACCACCACAGUAGACACAUUGAGUAUCAUCAAACAGCGUUUGGACAUGUACAAGCAGGCCGAAGCUAAUGCCAAAGCAGCGGGUGAAGCAGCCAAGGCGCGACGAUAUGCGAGAGGACUGAAGACGUUGCAGGAUCUGGCAAAGCAAUCGGCUGCUGGUAAGCCCAUCAAUGUGGACGACAUUCCGCCCGAGGUUAGUGUGAAGCCGGCAGGAGGCGAUGUUCCAGCAGCACCAGCUGCAGCAGAAGCUGAUCCAGAGCCGCCGAAACCAAUUCGUGCUGCUCCAGCGCCGCCCACGCCAAGCUCUCCUUCUCCUCCAGCAGCAGCAGCUCCUGCCACGCCCACACAGCCAGCAAAUCCUUUGGUGGCAGAGUUGCGUCAACGCCAAAGCGAGUACAAAGCAGCUGCAGUACAAUCCAAGCGGAGUGGCGACACAGAAACAGCUCUACAGUUUCUGCGCGUCGUCAAGCAGUUCGAUGUGGUUGUCAAGAUGUGCGAGGAUGGCCAGGAGGUUGAUCUCAGCGAUAUGCCGCCACCACCAGCUGAAUUUUUAGCCUUCAUGGCCAAGUUGCAAGGUGGUGAAGCUCCUGCUCCUGCUGCUGCCCCAGCUCCAAUUCCAACUCCAGCACCAGCUCUGCCAUCAGCGGUUGCAGCCCCCUCGACGAUGCCAUCGUCCAUGCUGGAAGCACUGCAGCAGCGUCUCGAUAAAUACAAGUCCGUGGAAGAAGCCGCCAAGGCGGAGAACAACACGAGCAAAGCGCGUCGCUUUGGACGUAUUGUAAAGCAGUAUGAAGAUGCGAUCAAGCAGCACAAGGCUGGGCGUCCCGUGGCCUACGAUGAGUUGCCCACACCACCUGGUUUUCCAGCGCUACCCACAGCUGAUGCGCCAGCUAAGCCGCCGCCAGCAGCGACGCCACCCAUGUCACCCACAUCACCACCCGCCACGGCCAGCACUUCAGCUGGCGGCACUCCCAGUAGCUCGACCACAGCGACACCAACAACAGAACGCCGAGCACCGGCGCCAUCGCCCUCCAAGGAUUUGACGACACGCACCUCGGGCAAUCAGCACAAGAACAAUCUGGCCGAGCAGCAAAUGAAGCUGCUGCUGGAGCGGCAAAGGGAGUUCAAAUUGGCCGCCAUAGCAGCUAAGAAAGCGGGUGAAAUUGAUCAAGCCAAGGAAUACUUGAAGAUCUACAAAGGUUUUGAGUCGCUGCUGAAUGCGGCAAGCAGCGGGUUGCCCGUUGAUCUGAAUACACUGCCUGUGCCGCCUUCGCAGCGCGAUAAUCUGGAGUCAUCGUUCGCCAUAGUGGCAGCCGAGGAAUGUGAUCCGGGCGAUGACAUUUGUGAGAUUGGUGUGCGCAUCGAGGAGCAACUGGCCAAGCAGCUUAUGAUGUGCAAGAAUACGAGGGAUCACCACAAGGCCAUGGGCGAUGUGGCAGGAAUGAAUCGCUUCGAGAAUCUCGCUCUGACAGUGCAAAAGGAUUUGGAUUUGGUGCGUUACUCGAAGCGCAAGAAUCAAACACUGCCCAAAUUCCACUACGAGAAGCGUUCCUUUAACAUUGUGCACUGCAACACGGAUCUGACGGACAAUGAACUCGAAAUUGUUGUGGUGCGUGGUCUAAACUAUAAUGUGGCAAAUCCCAAGGAUGUGGACACCUAUGUGCGCAUUGAAUAUCCUCUGUUGAAUGAUGAGUUCUUCAGAGCUAAAACGAAUGUGAUCAAAGACACAGAUAGUCCGGACUACGAUGAACGCUUCAAGGUUGAUAUCCAGCGGGGCAAUCGACAGUUUAAUCGCAUCAUCAAACGUCAUGGCGUUAAAUUCGAGAUCUAUUCACGAGGCUGCAGUAUUGAUUGUUGUGGACUAAGUCGUAAACUGCCCGUAUGUUGUUUCAGAGGAUUCUUGAGAUCCGACACUCUGAUUGGCAGCGUAAAUGUGAAGCUGGCGCCGCUGGAGACCAAGUGCGACAUACACGACACUUAUGAUCUGAUGGAGGGCAGGAAGCAGGUAGGAGGCAAGCUGGAGAUUAAGGUGCGUGUGCGGAAUCCCAUACUGACCAAGCAGAUCGAGCACAUCAACGAGAAGUGGCUGGUGCUGGAUGCCGAAGGCUAAACUGACAACUUUUAAUCCUGGCUUUGCUUUAACUAUUACUCAACACACACACA